AUGCCCAAAAAAACUGUAUCAGAUAGGGGUAGAGUUUUCAACAACAAAUUCCUAAGGGCCCUAUACAAAUGGCUAGGAAUAGACCCUCACUGCUCCUCAGCGUAUCACCCACAAAGCAACGGACAAACAGAACAAGUAAACCCUUCCAUUGAGCAUUUCCUCAGGGCGUAUUCUGGCAUUAAUCAACAGGAUUGGACAAAAUGGCUUCCCAUGGCAGAAUUUGCUUAUAAUAACGCCAUACACAGCAGCACCAGAAAAACCCUGUUCAAAGCCUUAUAUGGAUGGGAACCUUCCUUGACCCCAUCCAAUGUGCCAACAGAUGUCCCCAAAGCCAACAAACUAGCCCAAACCAUGGAAGCUCAGUGGAAGGAAGUGGAAGCAGCCCUUUGGCAAUCUAAGAUAAAGAUGACUGCUGGAGAGGAAGGAAGCCCAACAAUAUUUGAAAUAGGAGAAGAAGUAUGGCUUGACGCCAAAAACGUCAACCUCAAGACCCUAAGUCCCAAGCUAAUGGAACAAUGCUUAGGACCAUUCAAGGUCAUUGAAAAAAUCUUUAACCAAGCAUACAGGCUUGAACUUCCUCCAACUAUGUGCAUACACAAUGUUUUCUACGUAGGGCUCCUGUCAAAAGUCAAAAGGGAUGACAAAUGCACCUUUGAAAGCCAACCACCACCAAUCACUGUGGAUGGUGAAGAGGAGUAUGAGGUAGAAGGGAUAAUGGACAUGGAAGAAAGAAACAGGAAAUGGUUCUUCAGAGUCAAAUGGAAAGGCUAUGGACCAGAGGAAAAUACAUGGGAACCCCAAGAAAACCUCAAAAAUGUGGAAAAAUUUUUGAAGAAGUAUGAGGAAGGAAUAAGAAAGAAGGGCCUUGGCAGCGCCAAGGCCCUUAGAGGGGGGGCAGUGUUGUAG
Messenger RNA from Rhizoctonia solani, 906 nucleotides. Its product is annotated as Retrotransposable element Tf2 protein. NCBI's taxonomy places the organism in Eukaryota, Fungi, Basidiomycota, Agaricomycetes, Cantharellales, Ceratobasidiaceae. The transcript has a single exon. The record is from RefSeq and is a predicted model, not a curated record. Gene Ontology annotation, biological process: DNA integration. The coding region runs from base 1 to 906 and encodes 301 amino acids. Gene Ontology annotation, molecular function: nucleic acid binding.